AUGCACAAGCUAAACUAUAAAGCAGUGGCCAUUGAUGCUCUUAAUGCUCUGAUUGCUUUAAGCUCAGCGCGAAAACGCAUAAUUGCACUGGAAAGCCUGAUGCGUCGCUACGUGGGCUUUAAAUUGAUUGUUUUUCAUUUUUUCCAAUUAUAUGUCUCCAAGAAGCGGCGCAUAUACAUCGAGCAGGGAGUGGAUGCUGCUUAUGAUUUAAUGGGUAUUAACAGUUGA
Molecule: messenger RNA, 228 nt
Organism: Gongylonema pulchrum
Lineage: Eukaryota; Metazoa; Nematoda; Chromadorea; Rhabditida; Gongylonematidae
Source: the annotation of a GenBank genome assembly